Molecule: messenger RNA, 3203 nt
Organism: Priapulus caudatus
Lineage: Eukaryota; Metazoa; Priapulida; Priapulimorpha; Priapulimorphida; Priapulidae
Product: ral GTPase-activating protein subunit alpha-1-like
Biological process (GO): positive regulation of GTPase activity
Cellular component (GO): cytoplasm; nucleus
Molecular function (GO): GTPase activator activity
Source: RefSeq, a predicted model, not a curated record
CUGAAUGCCAGGAUACGGCAGAAGUCAAGAAGUUCUGCGAAGCCAACUACCACUGCAUAUACUUCAUCUUCUAUGAUGUCUUCAUUCAAGUGGAGGCAAGUCUAAGACAGAGGGCUCAUAAAGCACACAGGGAAGAACUGGAGUCUGUCUUGUAUAUAUUUGAGAAAAUUUUGACUCUUCUUCCGGAACUUCUACACCGGCGAUGGCAGUUCCACAGUAUAGGAAGAAUAAUGAAGAAGUUAUUACAUCCUGGCAAUGCACUACGUCUGCGAAAGGAAGCCAUGCGGCUGUUCCUCAUCUGGUAUCAGGUCCUCGGCGAGCGCAGCAGCGGCGAGCUCGACCUUAUCUAUGCAAGCCUCGUGCCAGGCUUCCCAAACCCAUCCAACAGCAGCGGCGCGCACUCCCUCGAGAGCCUCAUCAGCGACUCUGCGUACUCGAGCAGCCCCGUGUUCCACGACAGUGCCGUGUCUGCAGUGGAGAUUCAGCCGAUCCUGCCUCCACAGUCGGGAGAGAAGCAACUGGACAGUCCCUGCCAUUAUUUCAUGGAAUCCUUACUAGACUACUCCGUAUCUCAGGUUGUGCGUGUUGAGUGGAGCGAUGUGAAAAUGCACACGAUAUGCUUCGACUUUCUGUUCGAGCGAUUGAAGACGUUCUACUUGCCUUACAUAUUCCCCAACAUGUCACAACAGAUGAGCCUGUACCAGCCCAAGCUAACGCUGCCGGAGGUGAGGAAGCUGAGUGCGGGCGACGUGGACAGGGAGCGAGACGUCACUCUGUGUCAGGUCGCCGUCAUUCGGUGGAUGUGUCUGUUCAUGCACGAGCUGAAGAAACAUGACACGCUCACCAUCGGCUCUGUAAACUCACCAUCUAUAUCGGAUACGCUGAAAGACAUUCCCGAGACAGGCAAUGAAGGUGAUACUGACAGAAGCCAGAGUACGGAGGCCUCUGACACACCCACAGCAGAGGGAGACAGUUUGUCCUCAAGUAUAGGCAGUGCUGCCCCGCGCCACUCUAGCACAGAGCAAGAAAUUGUGAGAUAUGUGCUAAACUCAACUCGUGAAAAUGUCAACCUGGUACAUGAGGUGUUCAGGCAGGCAUUCUUCGUGCCGCCUGCACAUGCUGCCGCCAUACGGAGGGUUCUGUUCGCCUAUAAGGACUGGUUGCAGACAAUCAACAGCAGCGACAUGCCAUUAUUCCUGCAGGAACCUCUCGCGAAGGAACUCGAACUCAGGGCCAAAGAAGCAGCGAAUCGGAAGAGUGCGAUCUACACACCUCCGUUUCCGAGCGAAGACAUGUUGGACAAGCACUUCACGCAGGAAGAGCGCAAGAUGGAGGACGUGAGAGCCGGCAUGCAGAAUGUACUACAGGUGUUCAUGACGAAUGCAGCAAGCGUGUUCCUUCUCAAUGGUAACUGGGCGCUGGCGUCACACCUCGACGAUCACAUCGACAUCUGCAAGCGCGUGCUCAGCAUCUACCGCUACGUAGUCAUGAACGUCACCAUGGCGACUGCCACCUGGGAGCAGUUACUAAAGGUACUCAUGCACGUCAUCAGCUCCGUAUUGGAAGGCAGACCAGCCAUCAAGGAGAAGACUCUCGGUGGACGCCUCGCAUCUGUUCUGUUCCAGACGCUCAUCGUCACUUGGAUUAAAGCUAACCUCAAUGUCUACAUCUCGGCUGAGCUGUGGGACCAGUUCCUGAGUGUGCUGUCCAGCCUCACGCACUGGGAGGAGCUCGUGCAGGAGUGGUCGAAGACGAUGGACACACUGACCCGUGUGCUCGUGCGCCACGUCUACAGCCUGGAGCUUAACGACCUGCCUCUCGACAGACUCACCGAGCAGAAGCGCAAGCGCACCAAAGGUCAGAAUUGCUGUGUGGAGUCGUCCAGACAGGAUCAGCAUAGACUGGCGGCUGGCACGUUCACGCGCAAUUGGAGCCGCUACAGCGGGCCUCCUGCCGUCGGCAACGGUUACGAGAAUCGCGAGUGCCUGUCUCCGGCCGACAAGCUGGAAAACUCCGGCACACUGCUGCGCUCUAAAGAGGAGUACGGGCGGGUGCGGUCGGUGAGCGGGGGCGAUGUAACAGAGCAGCCACGCCCCAUGAGCCUGGGUACCACGGUAACCCUGCCUCUCGUCCGCAGCACCAGCGAUGGAGAUCUUUCGUCUAAGGACAACUCGCCUGACUGCUUACAAGGGGGAGAGGAGAUAAUGCUGGCUUCACGAGGAAGAAUGUCCGACGAUCCACAGCUUCUUAAAGCAUUCGCAAUGAAUCAUGCCACGUCGUUGGAGGAGGAAGGCAGUAAGAUUUACCAGGAUCAAGAGUACGAUGAGGAGGUGGCAAGCAUCUCUGUGAGUGGUGAUUCGCACAGCAUCGAUCGGCUCUCCCUCGGCGCCACCCUGCUGGAGAGAAGUGAGCGAGGCUCCAGCACCCCCUCUCCACCCGGGAUGAACUUUGAGGUGGGAUCGCACUCGCGGAGUGUGUCUCCUUCCUCGUUCGACACGAGAGCCGUGCAGGAGACAGGAGAGGUCGUCAGCAUGCCCAUCGAUGUCGUUGUCACCGACGACGGGCAGGUGAAAGUCACAGAUCUGGAGAAUCAGGGCUGUGUGCUUGCGGGAGGCUGCGUUCAGGGCUGGCUUCCUGAUUCCGCUGUCGUACUAUGGCAGCGGAUGCUUGGUUGCCUCGGUAACGUCAACAAGAUCAAGGAUCCAAAGAUACACGCACAAGUGAUGGAGUACAUUUGUAACCUGUACAACGUGCUCCUCAAGGUACGGCUCAAUCAGGGAGUGAGCGGGGACAGCCAGACGUCGCCACCUCCACCAGCUCUCAUCCCUCCGCUGCACGUGUUCGCACCUUGGCUGUUCCAAUCGAUACUUGAGCAGACGGAUGAGUAUAAAAAGGGGAAGCUGAUUGCCUACAAGCUGCUGUGUAUGGAGACAUGUCAGAGGCAUGACAUUGAGCUACCGCCCGAGUAUCUCUCACACCUCUACAGCAUCCUUCACACGGGCCUUGUCAGCUCCGAUCAGGACGUCGUGAACACGAUCGUGCGCUACAGCAGUCCGCGCUUCUUCUCACUCUGUCUGCCCGGCGCCACCAUGCUGCUGCAAGGCUACAUGCACGCUGCCAACACCAUCCUCGCCACGACGGGCAUGAGAGAGGAGCGAGGACCGAAGCCGUGUCACUGCUCGGUCUCUCAUCUGCUUUGCUAA